Hemibagrus wyckioides is the source of this 2774-nucleotide messenger RNA. RefSeq lists its product as uncharacterized. The record is from RefSeq and is a predicted model, not a curated record. The transcript has 12 exons. Gene Ontology annotation, biological process: regulation of exocytosis; cell division; cytoskeleton-dependent cytokinesis. Gene Ontology annotation, cellular component: microtubule cytoskeleton; septin complex; cell division site. Gene Ontology annotation, molecular function: GTP binding; GTPase activity; molecular adaptor activity. NCBI's taxonomy places the organism in Eukaryota, Metazoa, Chordata, Actinopteri, Siluriformes, Bagridae. Bases 186 to 1235 code for a protein of 349 amino acids.
UCUCUACUCCGGUGUCAGGGACUGAACGGCAUUGUGGGACAGAGGCGGACUUGCAGAGGUUUCCGGAUCCCCUGGACUGUACUGGGAAAAGUGAGAAUAUAAGGGAGGAGAAGAAGAGAAGUCUGUCUUUUGUAUUAUUGUCAGAAGUUUACAUCGAGUUUUUCUUUAGCCAAGUAGCUGCAGGCAUGUCACAGUCUGGAGAAAAAAGCAAGUUCCCUGAGGCUGCCGGGUAUGUGGGCUUUGCUAACCUCCCUAACCAGGUACAUCGAAAGUCUGUGAAAAAAGGUUUUGAGUUUACACUGAUGGUAGUAGGAGAGUCUGGACUGGGUAAAUCCACCCUCAUCAACAGCCUGUUUCUCACUGACCUCUAUCCAGAGCGCUACAUACCUGGAGCAGCAGAGAAGAUUGAGCGCACAGUGCAGAUCGAGGCUUCAACGGUGGAGAUCGAGGAGAGGGGGGUGAAGCUUCGCCUCACCGUGGUGGACACUCCUGGAUAUGGAGAUGCCAUCAACAGUCAAGACUGUUUUAAGACCAUCAUCCAGUACAUUGACAAUCAGUUUGAACGCUACCUGCAUGAUGAAAGUGGCCUGAAUCGCAGACACAUUGUGGACAACAGAGUUCACUGCUGCUUCUAUUUCAUAUCUCCAUUUGGACACGGACUGAAGCCACUGGAUGUUGAAUUUAUGAAAGCCAUCCACAGCAAAGUUAACAUUGUCCCUGUAAUCGCAAAAGCUGACACUCUGACGCUCCGAGAGAGGGACCGCUUGAAGCGGAGGAUCCUGGAUGAGAUUAGUGAGCAUGGCAUCCGCAUCUACCAGCUCCCUGAUGCAGACUCUGAUGAGGACGAGGAGUUCAAAGAGCAGACCCGUGUCUUAAAGGCCAGUAUUCCUUUUGCUGUGAUUGGCUCGAACCAGCUGAUUGAGGUGAAGGGGAAGAAGAUUCGAGGGCGUCUGUACCCUUGGGGUGUGGUGGAAGUGGAGAAUCCUGAACACAAUGAUUUCCUCAAACUGCGCACCAUGCUGGUGACUCAUAUGCAGGACCUGCAGGAAGUGACUCAGGACCUACACUAUGAGAAUUUCCGCUCAGAGAGACUGAAGCGAGCUGGCAGGUCAGUUGAGGAUGAAGUGCUGGACAAAGAUCAGAUCUUAAUGGAAAAGGAGGCUGAGCUGAGACGCAUGCAGCAGAUGAUUGCUCAAAUGCAGGCUCAAAUGAAGAUGAAGCCAGGAGAUGACUGAAAAAGAUGAUGUAUUAUGUACUUGUUUGUUGCAGUAGCAACAAAAAACCAGAGAUCUACUAUGCUAUUGGCUUCAUUACUUCAGUCCCUGUUUCUACCAUGACUCUGGGCACUUCAAAACUACGGUUCAGUUUUCUUUUGCCAUAUAUAUUUAUCUUUCUCAAAUUUCUUAUUUCAGUGCAUCACACCAUGUGCGCAACUUUAUCCACAUUUGAUCGUUAACUAAAUCUUAUAUUUAAGCUUAUUCAGUAGCUUAUAAAUAUACCACCAUGUUAAUUAUUUUUAAUUUGCAUAGAUCCAUGUUACAUUGCAAGUAAUCCAUGGUACGUAUAACUGUAAACAGUUUCAGGUUCAGUUGUUUGUCUUGUCUUUCCACACUGUCCGUACUCAAUCGUGCCUGCUGCUGGCAGGAAGCAGCUCACACUGUACCAGUGACCUCUCACAAUUCUCCUGCUUCUACAUGUCCAGCUGGUGCCUUCUCUACACAUACAGAUUUUACUGGGAACUGAGAAAAUGGUGAUAGAAUUUGAACUCAAUCUGUUAAGUGUUAUACAAACACACUAAAGGAAUUUACUAGUUAUUCAAAGUAAAUGAAAAUUUCCACCCACGAUCACAACAAAAUCCAUAUGGUCUCAGAAGUUUUUCUUAUAAGUGGAUUUCUAAUUGAUGAAAAACAGUGCCUUAAUUUGGGUGCCUUGGACACACAUUAUCAAUUCUAUUUUUUUUGUUACUGCGUGAGAGAAUACCAUGUACGUACUUCAUCUGUUUUAUGCUUUGAUUGGCACUAGGGGGCAACAGCCACCAGUACAAUGCAGGGCUAUUUCACAGGGAGUCUUUUUUUUCAGCCUCUUGUACUUAAAAGAUUUUGACAUUAUUUGCCCAAUAUGAAAAUUGAUUUAUCAAAGUUAUUAAUUCAAUUAUAACUUAACAUAAUACUUUAAUUCUUUGUGUAUAUAUAUAUAUAUAUAUAUAUAUAUAUAUAUAUAUAUAUAUAUAUAUAUAUAUAUAUACACAUGAAUUAAUUGAUUCUAAACAUUGAUUGAAUAAUUUCUAAUUAUUUGCCCUAAAUUGUACUCAGAUAUUUUAUUAAUUCUGAGAUCCUAUUAGAAUAUGAAUCCAAAGACAGAGGCAUGUGUAAAUGAAACGUAUCAUGGUUUUGAUGUUUGAUGAAAUAACAUGUCAGAUGCUGAUGAUGAUAUUGACUGGAAAUUUUGUGUAUUAAACAAAAGUGUUACACACUCUUUCAUUUUGAAGCCUCUUUUUAUACCUUUAAAUCUUUCCUGUGUAUUGUCAUUUUUCUCUGAGUAACGAGUUAUUUCCUUGAUGCCACUGUACUCAUUAGUGAUCAUAUAAACAUUCUGCAGAUAUUUUGUAAAUGUUGUGACCCAGCCCUAAUUACUCAUGUGGCUUAGUCAUCUCCUGUUUACAGACUAAUGUUUCUUAGAUGUUUUUCGCAUAUCCACGGUAGAAGUUCACUACCUUGUGAAAUGGUGAUUUUUGUGUGUUCACUUUGAGCAAUAAACGUUCAGAUGUUCUAAGA